UUCGGCGAUCGGGAAGAUAGGGGAGUACAAGGAUGCGGCAGCCGAGAAGGCGAGGAGUGCGAUGGACUAUCUUACGGGGAAGAAAGAGGAGACCAAGCAGAAGACUGCCGAAACUGCUGAAGAAGCAAAGGAGAGGAUGGGUGCAACGGAGGAAUCGACGAGACAGAAAAUGGAAGGGUUGAAACUCCGGGCAAGGGACGACAAGGAGGAAGCCGGGCAGAAGGCUGGGGAAGCCAAAGAGACUGCAAUGGAGAAGGGGCGAGAGGCGGAGGGAGGGAUACUGAGUUCCAUAGGCAAUGUAACCGAGGCGAUCAAGGAGAAGUUCUCCACGGGGACCACCACGGGACCCAAGGAGACGGUGGAGCAUAGGAGGUACGUGGCCGGAGGCGGCCCCGAGCACGGAGGGGAGGAGGCUGAUGUGGCAGUGAGGCUGAAACAGUCGGAGCAGAUGCACGGGCAAACUUUCAAUGACGUUGGUCGGGUGGAGGAGGGGGAGGAGGAGGGUGGCCGCGGGGAGCGCCACGGCAAGAUGUGAGUUCUUGGAUCUUGCUGUGUGUAUUUGGUUUGUUUGUUUAGUUGUUGUGGUAUUUUGCUUGUGAGGUGGUUGAUGCCCCAUAUAUGUAAUGUGUGUUGAAGUUUUGUUGCGUCCCAUGAUGAUGGGUACUGAUGACAGUGAGAUGUAAACAAAUCAAAGUGCUUACUGCUCAGUAUUUCCAGGUAUCUUGCUUAUAUUUGGUCAGUACCCGCAGAUAUCUUGCAUAUAAUAUUUGAUGGUAAAUGGAAGUUUCUGUCA
Messenger RNA from Asparagus officinalis (garden asparagus), 793 nucleotides. RefSeq names its product late embryogenesis abundant protein ECP63-like. Bases 62 to 535 code for a protein of 157 amino acids. Lineage: Eukaryota; Viridiplantae; Streptophyta; Magnoliopsida; Asparagales; Asparagaceae. The record is from RefSeq and is a predicted model, not a curated record. The transcript has 3 exons.